Messenger RNA from Tribolium castaneum (red flour beetle), 3504 nucleotides. RefSeq lists its product as uncharacterized. The transcript has a single exon. NCBI's taxonomy places the organism in Eukaryota, Metazoa, Arthropoda, Insecta, Coleoptera, Tenebrionidae. The record is from RefSeq and is a predicted model, not a curated record. Gene Ontology annotation, molecular function: catalytic activity. The coding region runs from base 957 to 3410 and encodes 817 amino acids.
ACAAAGGUUAGAUCAACUGUUAGCGGAGUCACAAACCAAAUCGUCCAAACCAAUAACAAGAUCCAACAAAGGACACACAGAUGUCAUCACAAACCAAGAAAGAGAAAACCUGACGAACGUAAAAGCUCAGAAAAAAAGUAACAAGCCAUCUGACAGGGUGAUAGAAAACAACAAGCAAAAAAAACAAGUUGACAAGGAGGGUAACACAGUCCAGGACAAAAAACCCGAAACAAGCCAAUCAUUAAACCAACGAAACGACGAAAAAGAAAAAGACAUCAGGACAAAGGUUGCAAAAAAAUCGAAACAGGACGUAAUCACAGGGACAGCUAGAGUAGAUGAGGCUGACGGCUUCAGAGGCGCCCGUAAGAUGGGAUGGCUGUUUGUUGGCCGUGCAACAAGUACUACGACAGAAGAUAAAGUAUCAAAUUAUCUCAAACAACUACAUCCUGAUGAACAUUUCACCGUGGAAGAACUACCCAAGCACAUCAACAAUAAGAGUCAAAAUAAAUCCUUUAAAGUUGGACUACGAUUUGAAUUAGUAGAAGAAAUGAUGAAACCUGAGUCGUGGCCCGAAAACCUAACCAUACAGAGGUUCAAGUUUUUUCGAAGACCCCAACAAAUCGGUAGGUUUUGAAAACCUAACCACAAUAAUAAACUAUAACAUACAAUCACUAUCGAAAAAAAUAGACGCACUGACUAUACAGUUAACAGAAGACGAAGUAGACAUUGUAAUUAUCACUGAGCACUGGUGCAAGGACAACACCCUGGAAAGCUUAACCAUCCCAGGAUAUAAUAUUAUAAGCCACUUUAGCAGAUCACUUAACCAGCAUGGCGGAUCCUUAAUCGCAACAAGGGAGGGUAUUUCCGCAAAAAAUAUUGAAGGCAUUAGACCCUUAUGUGAAGAAUUCACUGCAGAAAUCUCAGCUGCUGAGAUUCCUUCAAAAAACUUAAUAAUAAUGGCGGUAUAUCGAUCUCCAAAUCAGAACUUCAAGCACUUCAUAGAUAAAAUUAAUGAAGCACUAGAAAACCUGACACAAAGGAACCACUCUAGACGAUACAUUGUCGCUGGGGACUUUAACACCAAUAUUCUCAAGGAUGGCGUCGAACAAUCUUUAUUAAUCGAAACUUUCACAACAUAUGGUAUGCAACCACUAAUGAGAGAGGCAUCUAGAACAACUGAAACUUCUUCUAGCUGCAUAGAUAAUAUAUUUUCAAAUAUUAACAUAGAAGAAAUCUUCUCAAAAGAGACAAAAAGUUGGUGCAUGUCUGAUCACUACUGUCAAGUCCUGAAGAUUAAGAACCCAGUGCAAGAACCUAGAAAACCAGAAAAACAUAUAUACAGAAGAAUAAAUGAACAGAAUACUUACUACUUUAAGGAGUACUUAACCGGAAUUGAGUGGGCUCGUGUCUUCAAACACCGUAAUGCAAAAGAGGCCUACACUGUCUUCCAUACAACUCUGACAGCUGCCUUUGACAAAUUCUUCCCUAGAAAAGAAAAAAUUAAUAAACCAAAAUUCAAUAAGAGACCUACGUGGAUUAGUAAAAAAAUCAUGAGUAUGAAAAAUACACUAGAAGCUCUACAAACAAUAGCAAGAGUUGAGAAAAGCCAACAAUCAGCUGAGGUCUUCAAGUCAUAUAAACGCAGCUACUUCCAAGAAAUUGAAGAAAACCACAGAAACUACAACGCUUAUAUCCUAAACAAUGCUGAUAAUAAGCAAAAAGCCAUUUGGAAAAUCAUCAAUACAAAAACGAAGACAAGCAAUACCAAAGAAUGCAAAUUGAAUGCCGACGACCUCAAUCUCUACUUUGCCACGAUAGGAGAGAAAACGUCAGACAGUAUAAAAAAAAUCGACAAAGAUCCUUGUGAUUUCCUCAAGGCGUGUAAAAGCAAUGCAAAAUCGUUUUGGUUAGCGCCUGUUAGUGAAGAAGAGGUCACAAGACUGAUAAGAUCCUUAAAAUGCAAAAACUCCAAAGAUGUGUACGAUAUGUCUACGUCAUUUUUGAAAGAAAUACUCCUAGAAAUUACAAAUCCACUUACUAUGCUCAUAAACAAAAGUUUUAUUGAAGGAUACUUUCCUGACGAGUUAAAGGUGGCAAAAAUUAUUCCGGUUCCAAAAGAAAAAGGCGAAGUAGAAAACAUCAACAAAUUUAGACCAAUCUCUAUUCUACCUACAAUUUCAAAAGUCUUCGAGGCUGCUCUGAAGAAUCGUUUAAUGAAGUAUCUUGAGCAAAAUGACUUAUUUAGUGAGUCACAACAUGGCUAUAGAAGUGGUAGAUCAACCAUUACUGCAGCAUUGGAUCUAUACAAGAAAAUAACAAGAGCCCUAGAUAACCGAGAAAUGGUAGAAGUAGCGAUGUGCGAUCUAAGCAAAGCGUUUGACACCCUGCCACACAAGUUGAUUCUACAAAAAUUACAACACUAUGGGAUACGAGGGAUCACGCAAGAAAUUUUUAAGUCCUACCUUGAAAAUAGAACCCAGAUAGUAAAAUGGAAUGAAAAAUGGUCAAAGCCUCUGCCAACAAGGUGUGGAGUGCCCCAGGGAUCAAUCCUCGGUCCACUGCUAUUUAUAAUCUAUGUAAAUGACUUGCCUAUCAAUAUGAGAGUGGAUGGACAGUGUCUAUAUGCGGACGACACUUCCUUCUGCAUCAAAGAAGAAACAGAGGAUACGCUAAAACCAAAAAUGAGAAAAAUCCUUGAAGAUGCCAAUGAAUGGUUCACAGCAAAUAAACUGAAACUCAAUGGAGACAAGACUCAGGAACUAUUUAUAUCUUCAAAACCCACCAACGUCACAUCGGUAAAAUUCUUGGGAUUUUACCUAAAUAGCAAAGCAUCUUGGAAGGACCACAUUCAGGAAACCUGCAAAAACCUAGCAUCAGCUUUAUUCAGUAUCAGAAGAAUCAAGAAUAUCUCAACUCCCCAAGCUGCAAGGGUGACAUACUUUGCUAACUUCCACAGCAAAGCCACCUAUGGUAUACUUCUAUGGGGUACUUCAUCAGAUGCUGACAAGAUCUUCGUCCUGCAAAAGAAAGCAAUCAGAAUCCUGUGCCAAAUGAACUAUCGGGAAAGCUGCCGCCCAGCCUUCAAACAACAACAAAUUCUUACCAUCCCUUCCGCGUACAUAUUGAGCUGUCUGAGGUACGUCCACAACCACCUCCACGAGUUCAUCAAGAAUGGCUCAUAUCACGAGCAUAACACAAGACACGCUGACGCGCUCUCAACACCGUACCAUCGGCUUAAAGUGUCACAGCACAGCAUUGACCAUUGGGGCCCGAAGCUUUAUAACAAGCUUCAGGACCCGAUGAAGAGACUAGCUCCGGCUCUGUUUGAGAAGAAGGUAAAGGACGCACUAUUAGAAAUGAGUUAUUAUUCUAUCCAAGAGUUCCUGGAUAACCCUCCAGAUUUAAAAUAAAUGUAUGUAUUGUCCCAUAUACACUUACAUGUACAUAAUUAUAUGACGCGCCAUGUAUUAUUUAUUGAUGGCAAUAAAUCUAUUAUUAUUAUUA